UGUUCAUUCAUAAAGACACAUUACUUCCCUCUUCUUUCAUUUAACACCUUACCAUGAUCCGAAUCGCAUUGCUGGCUCGUGGACAGUCUCAGUCACAAUUACAGGGACGCCGCUGCCUAACUCUAUCCUACUGCUCCUUUCCUCCUCCUUCUUCUUCAUUCUUUCCUUCUCUUAACCUUCCAUCAUUACAAUGCAAUCGUGCAUUCUCAACUUCAUACAAGUCAUUUUCUUCUUCUUCUCCUUCUUCCAAAAGUACGGUACAGUCCAACAGACCAUUUAGGCUUGCAGUGAUUGGCAGUGGCCCUGGAGGAUUUUAUACGGCACACCGGGUCUUGAAGAAUAUUCCUGAAGCAAAAGUCGAUAUGUUUGAAGCCCUUCCAGUUCCUCAUGGUCUUGUUCGAUUUGGUGUUGCACCCGAUCACCCUGAGGUCAAGAAUGUGAUGAGCACGUUUGAUGAAGUAGCUCAGAACCCCAACUUUACAUUUAUUGGAAAUACAUCCGUGGGAACAUUUAUCAGCCCCUGUUCCAAGAAGGCGGAUCUGGAGAUCUCGGACCUUCGACCUCAUUACGAUGCUAUCCUUCUGGCCUAUGGCGCUCAUGAAGAUCGUCUCCUGGGGGUGCCUAAUGAACAGUCUCUUAAAGGGGUCAUGGCAGCUCGAUCUUUUGUUGGAUUUUAUAACGGUCUUCCGAAUGAACAACAUUUAGAAUCAGAUCUGGAUCUUUUAAUAUCUCGAUCUGAAACUGCAGUCGUGCUCGGUCAAGGCAACGUGGCUUUGGAUGUCGCUCGGAUCCUUUUGACUCCGCUGGAAGACCUUAAAAAGACCGAUCUAACUGACAAGAUGAUCAAAAUUCUGGAAAAGAAUCGGAUCAAACAUGUCUAUGUGGUCGGCCGUCGUGGACCUCUCGAGGUCGCUUUCACAUCAAAGGAGUUUAGAGAGAUGUUGCAUUUACCUGAUACAACUUUCCAUAUGGAUCAAGCUUUAUUGACCUCAGAGUUGGAGCGAGCUGGGAAAACAUUGGAUCGACCUCGGAAGCGGUUGAUGGGAUUAUUGGAAAAGGGAAUCAAGGAAUCCAAACCAAAUCAACCCAAAUCCUGGUCUCUUUUAUUCCUGCGCAGUCCCCUGGGUUUCCAAGGGGAUGAACAUGGCCAGUUGACUUCGAUUGAAUUGGGUAUCAAUCGUUUAGAGGGAGAAGAGCAUAAUCGUAAAGCCGUACCAACGGGUGAAACAGAGACCUUGAAAUGUGAUUUGGCUUUCCGGAGCAUUGGUUAUAAGAGUUUGGGCAUCCAAGGUGUACCCUUUGAUAGUCGGAAAGGGAUCAUACCGAAUGUUGACGGCAAAGUUGUGGAUGCGGAUCAAAUUGUUGUCCCUGGUUUUUAUGCGGCAGGCUGGCUCAAGCGUGGACCUAUUGGAGUGAUUGCUUCCACGAUGGCAGAUGCAUAUCAAACAGGGGACACUAUUAUUGCUGACUGGACUAGUGGCCAACCCAUGCUGAACAACAAUAGCAGCAGCAGCAAUAACAACAACAACAACAACAAUCAAAGUAACCCAGUGUUGGAUCUACUCCGUUCUAAGGGUCACAAGACUGUCUCUUAUGACGACUGGAAGAAGAUUGAGCAAAAGGAGUUUGAAUUAGGUGGCAAGGUUGGUAAGCCUAGAGAAAAGUUUUUGACAGUGGAGGAGAUGCUCAAAGUGCU
This is a messenger RNA of Lobosporangium transversale, 1696 nucleotides long. RefSeq lists its product as hypothetical. The annotation marks the transcript as partial. The record is from RefSeq and is a predicted model, not a curated record. Gene Ontology annotation, biological process: ubiquinone biosynthetic process. Gene Ontology annotation, cellular component: mitochondrion. NCBI's taxonomy places the organism in Eukaryota, Fungi, Mortierellomycota, Mortierellomycetes, Mortierellales, Mortierellaceae. The transcript is spliced from 3 exons.